Messenger RNA from Alternaria atra, 4164 nucleotides. RefSeq lists its product as uncharacterized. The transcript has 4 exons. The record is from RefSeq and is a predicted model, not a curated record. The coding region runs from base 1 to 4164 and encodes 1387 amino acids. NCBI's taxonomy places the organism in Eukaryota, Fungi, Ascomycota, Dothideomycetes, Pleosporales, Pleosporaceae.
AUGGACAAGAUCAAGAGCGUUCUUCACGGACACAAGAAAGAUGACACCGUCGCCCACAAUGCGCAAACAUCUCCAUCCACUGCUGAAGGUCAGCAACACCCUAUUUACGACCAAAUGAGUACCGGGGACGAGGGACGGAACACAACUGCCGGACACACAGGGCAGCCGAUAUACGAGAUCAAGACUACCAGUGGUGCUCCAUACACAGAGCUGGCCCAGCCAAGCGAUUCAGCAGGCCUUCACGCACAUGACGCUCAUGGGAGGCCUGCACAUGUUGGCACCGAUGGACCCAUUGGAAGUUCUACUACGGCUGCAACUGGUGCCCAGUACGAUCCCAGCAGGACCCAAGACAGCACCAGCACUUCGCAGCCUCUUCAGAGCGCAAACACGGCUACUGGAGCUGCACAUCGCCCUGAUGCCCAUCCUCAUGGUCACGCUCAAGAACCGAGCGUCGCGAGCAUCAAGAGCGGCGUAAUUGGAUUCGGUGCGGGAGCUAAUCAGGGACAUGCUGCUUUGUCGACACACAACCCCACUCGGGAGUACAUGGGUCAAGACCAAGUAGUUGGAGGUGGAGAUCCUGGGACUGCUGGCAUGACCGAAGGAAGGGGUGUAAACCCAGACCAGACACAUACUCAAUCCGGCGCCAUUGGUGGUGGGCCAUUAGGCUCUAACCCUGCUUAUACCACAGAGCGUCAACCUUAUGAGAACACUCUGCGACAGGAGAGCUAUACCGCCGAUACCGAUCGCUCAUUCCCUCUCGCGGGCGGUGUGAUAUCAAAACCUCACGAGGACCCUAUCUCCUCUCGGCACCCGACUGAGCACACCUCGACCAUUCACAACAAAGGCAUCAGCGAGCGUGAGCCAGGCACAAAAGAGAAGGAAGUUGGUAUUCACAAUAGCGACAGUCCCGCUCAUGACAGUUAUGGACGCGAAGGGCUGGCCGGAGCAGCGGCAGCAGCUACUGCCAUUGGCGCCUCCAAGACACUUUCACAGUCGGAAGAACGAGACGUCCAUGACCGAGGUCUCGAAACUCGCCAGGCUACGUAUGGAGAUGUUCCACCAGCUGCUGCCACGACGACUAAUCAGACCGGCAAUACCUCGAGCCAACCGACGUCUGAUUACCACCCAGAGGCUUUGACUGCCGCGUCUGUUGCCGCCUCGAGAUCUUCUGCCCUUCCAUCAUCUGCACAGGGACACGAGUACGGGGCUCAGGAUAUCAACCCAUCUGGAACUACUAAUUCUACCAUGGCAGGAGCUCCAACGACUGGGAUGUCAAGCACCGGUGAACGACCACUAAACCCCCGACUUGAGUCACAUAGACAUAUCCCUGGCGAAUAUAUUGCAACACCAAGUGACGAGAAAACGUUCCUCAACUACGCUCCUGUUAUCGAACCCACUUCCACUGGUUCAAGCGGAAACCUAACAAGUGUAGAGCCUACGUCCACACUGGACCCAUCUCACGUUCAGUCUUCCGUGGACCCUACGCCUACAAGCGAGCCUCACGAGCUUAGGCACACAGGAACGCUUGAGGAGCCCCAACCAAAAUCGGCUGAUGAACAUCACUAUGGUCGUGAUGCUGUAAUUGCUGGAGGCCUCGGUGCUGGCGCCGCAGGCUUAGGUGCCCAUGCAGCUUCAAAGAAGCACGACACCCAAAACGUCGGUAGCAAUCAACCUCUGUACGAAGAGUCUAGCCCUUACAGUAGUAAAAUACUCGACCCCCGUGUCUUAGGUGACAAGGCCAAGCUGGAAGAGCAGAAGUUCGAUGAGCAGAGAUUCGAUCCACGCGCCAAGACCGAGGCAGCCCCUGUCAGCGGCCCUCCGGUUACACAUGAUUCAUCUCAGAAUGUAGCCUCACAGCAUCACUAUGGUCGUGAUGCUGCAGUACUUGGCACAGGCGCUGCAGUAGCGGGCGGCAUGCACCACGCUCUCGACCGAAACGAUACUCCUGGCGUUGGUACUGCCGUGCUUCCUGACGACCCCUCUUACACUUCCACCACUGGAUAUAAUGUCGCUGCCCCUCAACCAACUUCGAACUUCUCCAAGCCCCUUCCUACUGCAGGCACGUCCGCUUCUCAACCGGUAGGACAUGACAACUUCUAUGGCGCGACAGGAGCUCCUGCGCCAAUCCCAGACACGACUGCGCAGCAGCCAUUGAGCAAUCUUACUCAGGCACCUGUCGCCACCACAGUUCCGGAAAGGCACCCCGAACAUCAUUAUGGUCGCGAUGCGGGCCUGGCCGGAGCCGGAGCCGCUGCUGCUGGUGGCCUCUACACUGCCAACCGUGACAAUACCGACAGUGGACCAGCUUCAAGCACUAUCGGACCUCAUUCCAGCAACGCUGCGAAUAUCAUGGAUCCUAGGGUUCAACCUGACCCGAGCAAACAGAUACAUCACAAUGUUGGACCCACUGCUGAGGACCCUGCUUCACGAACGAUUGGCCCGCACGACAGCAACAUUGCCAAUAUUCUGGAUCCCAGAGUCAAACCUGAUCCUUCAAAGCAAAAGGAACACACAACAGUCGGACCGCAUCAGUCAGACACACUGAACCGCCUAGAUCCCAAGGUUGAUGAAAAGGCUGGUCAGCAGAGUGGACAUCACUAUGGCCGCGACGCUGCUGUUGUCGGAAGUGCGGGCGCCGGCGGUUAUGGAGCAUACGAAGCUACAAAUGCGUAUGGCGAUCACAAGAUGACACAACCUGGAGCAAGCGAAGCUACAACUGCUUACGGCAAUCAAAGCAUGACACAGCGAGCGUACGAAGCUAUCAACGCAUAUGGCGAUCACAGGAUGACACAACCUGAAGCCUCUAUGCCGAACCAGAGAUACGACCCCACGGCUACCAGCGCGCGUGCUCCCAACCCUAUCUCAUCAAGGACCCAAUACGAUUACAAUGACCCUACUACUCAAAGCAAUGUCAAUCGUACUGAUCCUAACGACCACAUCAACAGGAAUGUUGCUCUUGGUGGAGCAGGUCUUGCAGCUGCUGGGUUAGGGGUAGGAGCUUACGCAGGAUCCAAGCAUAACGAUAACACUACUCAACUCCCUCUUCGCCAAAAACAAGACUUUACGUCAGCUGAUCAAUCUGCAUACCCGGUUCAAGGCACGGCGCAGUCUUCUUAUCCCAUACACGAGACCGCCACGAAUGAAUCAUACCCUACCUCAGGCACCAUCGCUCCACACAACACACAUGCUCAGGAUCCUACCCUUCAGCAGCCGUAUGGGGCUAGGGAUCCCACAAACGAGAACCACGAUAAACGCAAUGCUGCUGUUCUAGGUGGCGCCCUAGGCGCAGCAGGUUUGGGCGGUGCAGCCUACGCGGACUCUCAGCAUCAAGACGAGCGCGAGGCUGAAGAGCGUCUCAAGAAGAUUGCCCACGAUAAGGAGAAGGAGCAGCAUAGGCUUGACAAGGAACAGCACAAGCAUGACAAAGAAGUUCACAAGCACGACAAGGCCCUCGCAGCUCACGAGAAAGACGAGCAUCAUCUGACGAAAGAAUACGAGAAAGAACAAGCGCGUCUGGCCAAGGAACACGAGAAGGAGCAAGCACGCCUGGCCAAGGAGCAACAUCAACGCGAGAAGGAGCUUGAGAAAGAGAACGAAGGCGAGGAGAAGAAGAAGGGCGGUCUUCUUGGAUUCCUGCACCGUGACAAGUCCAAGAAAGAGAAGUCUUCUGCCAGCCCUGAGUCUUCACCACGCCAAUCUCGCGACUACAGCCCUAGGCACUCCAGGGACUAUGGCGACGAUCACCCAGACUCACCACGAUGGAAGGGAAAGCAUCUUUUGCACAAGGACCCACCAAAGGGCCAUCCUGCGCGUGAAGCUAUGGAGCAUCAGCAGCACCAGACUGAUCCAUACGGCUCUGCAGGAAAGAGGGAACAUGUUGGUGUAGACGGUCCAAUUGGUGACCCGAAUAUGAUCUCUGGCGACCGCGAAACUCAAAAGGGUGUCUACGGCGCGCAUCCCAUCUCCGACCUUGGCCACAACAACACUGUCACAGAGCCACAUACCGGUCUUCCAAUGAACACGGAACGCUUUGGCACUGGUGCCGGCGGAACGGAUGGUAACCCUGCUAUUCAUGGUCAGCAUCAACAUAAUGUUCCUGGUGCGACGUCGGGUCAAAGUGCGACAGACUGGGAGGCCAUCAGGAAGACUAACACGCCAUACUAG